Mycotypha africana is the source of this 1455-nucleotide messenger RNA. Its product is annotated as peptidase M18. Bases 1 to 1455 code for a protein of 484 amino acids. The record is from RefSeq and is a predicted model, not a curated record. Gene Ontology annotation, biological process: proteolysis. NCBI's taxonomy places the organism in Eukaryota, Fungi, Mucoromycota, Mucoromycetes, Mucorales, Mycotyphaceae. Gene Ontology annotation, molecular function: aminopeptidase activity; zinc ion binding. The transcript is spliced from 12 exons.
AUGGCAACGGACAAGGAUAAAGCAGCAACCUUAGCUGCAGCUUCUGAUUUUAUUGACUUUCUUAAUGCUUCACCUUCACCUUUCCAUGCUGUUCAUGAAGCUUCUGUACGUUUAGAAAGAGCUGGUUUUCAACGGCUCAGCGAAAAGGAUGACUGGGAACUACAGAAGCACGGAAAAUACUAUUUUACACGGAACGGUUCUUCAAUCGUUGCUUUUGUCGUAGGCGGCAAAUACCAACCCGCGAAUCAUCAAUCCGGAUUUUCGAUUGUAGGGGCUCAUACAGAUAGUCCGUGCUUAAAAGUUAAACCUAUUUCGAAAAAAGAAAAUGUCGGCUAUCUUGAAGUGGGCGUGCAGCUCUAUGGUGGUGGUAUAUGGCAUACAUGGUUUGAUCGAGACUUGGGUAUAGCAGGCCGCGUGAUGGUCCAACAAAACGAUGGGUCCUAUAAGCAUACACUAGUGCACAUCAAAAAACCGGUUUUGCGUGUGCCCACACUAGCUAUUCAUUUAGACGGCUCAGUAAAUGAAGUUUUCAAGUUCAACAAAGAGAAUCAUAUGUUACCUAUCCUUGCCACUACUGCUAAAUCCGUGCUGAACGCUGUGGAUGCGACUACAGAAAAUAAUGGGCCCGAUUCCGAUCAAACAAAAAAGCAUCACCCUGCGUUGAUUCAUAUGUUAGCUGAGACGAUGCACAUAGACCCCACACAAAUUGGAGAUUUCGAAUUGUGUUUGUUUGAUACACAACCUGCAACGCUAGGCGGUGUAAAUGAUGAGUUUAUUUUUUCCGCAAGAUUAGAUAAUCUCGGCAUGUCUUACUGUUCGCUCAUGGCACUGAUUGAAUCCAGUGCAAGUUCAGUAGCUGAUGACCCUAAUAUUCGACUCAUUACGUUAUUUGAUAAUGAGGAAAUCGGCAGUACAUCUGCCCAUGGAGCCAACUCAAAUCUUUUACCCAGCACUUUGGAACGCAUAUUAUCAUCUUCUGUGGAUGGCAAAACUUUAUCACCAAAUACUUCCAUGAAAGUGACGUUUGAGAGAGCUAUUCAUCGCAGUUUGUUGGUGAGUGCAGAUAUGGCGCACGCCGUUCAUCCCAAUUAUGCUGAAAAGUAUGAGGAAAACCAUAGGCCUCACUUACACAAAGGAACUGUUAUUAAAGUCAACGCGAAUCAGCGAUAUGCUACCACAGCACCUACUAGUUUGAUAUUGAAGGAAAUUGCACGCCAAAGAGACAUACCCAUUCAGGAGUUUGUUGUUCGCAAUGACUCACCAUGUGGUUCAACGAUUGGUCCUAUGUUGAGUGCUAAGCUUGGAUUACGUACCAUUGACGUUGGUAAUCCACAAUUAAGCAUGCACUCUAUAAGAGAGGUAGGAGGAGUAGAUGACGUUAAACAUGGCAUCCAUUUAUUGAAGGCCUUCUUUGAAUUAUUCCCUUCUGUGGACUCAAAAAUCAUUGUUGAUUAA